Seminavis robusta is the source of this 1125-nucleotide messenger RNA. The record is from the annotation of a GenBank genome assembly. NCBI's taxonomy places the organism in Eukaryota, Bacillariophyta, Bacillariophyceae, Naviculales, Naviculaceae.
AUGAGUACCCCCAAGCGAACUAGAAUAGUCGUGGAUCCCAGCCACAAAUUCCAUAGACAAUGUGAACAGAUUCGCCAAGAUGCUGAAGAGAUGAAAUGCCUCUCGGUGAUACUGAAUUCUGAACGAUACCAUUACGAUAAUUUGGCACUUUUGACUGCCUCCUUGGGUGUCAACACUACCACACAAGAAUUGGCGUUUGCUUUGAGAGGAGAGCUAGAACCAGCUGAGGCUCACACAUUGGGAAACAUUUUUCGAACCAACAGGAGCAUAGCGACUUUUUCAUUUCAUCUUUUUUCUGAUGUCCCUGACAAUGAAUGCAAACUCCAAAAAUUGUGGCAGGGAGUUCGUUCAAGCACAUCUCUCGAACGUGUACUCUUGUCUAAUCUACCUGCCACUUCUGUCACCAGCUUUGUUGAGGCCUGGAAGGAGUCGCCAACUUGCAAACUAUCCUCAGUUAGCUUCCUUUUCUGCAGGUUCUCCAAGGCAAGUGUGGAUGCUCUGAUUGCAGGAUACCUUGAGUCCACUCAAAUGAAGGCAGUUUCUCGUUUGAUGUUCGAAGACUGUGUUUUUGAAGGGGAUGACAAAUGCCGUAUUGCAUGUGCUCUGGCAAAGAAUUCCUCAUUGAAAAAAUUUGUCUUUAAAUACAAAGAUGGGCUGGGCAAGAAACCUGCAUCCAUGUUCGCACAUGCUAUUGCCACAAACACCAAGCUGAGACGUGUCGGCUUUGAUGGUUUAGAUGAUGAUGCAUUGCCCAUAAUGACACAUUCAAUUGAACAGAAUCAUUGCUUGAAAGAAGCAACAAUUUCCGGAAAGAAUAGCGGAGGAGAAACGGAGAAGAAUUGCAUGGAAAAAGUUGUCCACUCAAUCAUAAUGAACCGAGCAGGCCGCCGUUUCCUGCAAGAGUCCAUUCAACGUCCUGGCGAUGCAAGUAUUGAAGAGUUCUGGUUGUCCUCACUCACAAAGAAUAUCAACAAUCACCCUGUUGUGUACUCGUGGAUCCGCAACUAUCCUGACAUUUUCCUCCGCGUGGCUGGCUUUGGCACAGAAGAGGACCACUCUAACCAGAAGAGAAAGGCUGGCCAUGAUUGCAAGUUGAGUGCAAAGAAGCCAAAGAACCUUCGAUAG